Messenger RNA from Dufourea novaeangliae, 1956 nucleotides. Its product is annotated as E3 ubiquitin-protein ligase Rnf220-like. Gene Ontology annotation, molecular function: ubiquitin protein ligase activity; metal ion binding. Lineage: Eukaryota; Metazoa; Arthropoda; Insecta; Hymenoptera; Halictidae. The transcript is spliced from 10 exons. Gene Ontology annotation, biological process: protein ubiquitination. The record is from RefSeq and is a predicted model, not a curated record. The coding region runs from base 46 to 1938 and encodes 630 amino acids.
GACGGUUGUAUUUCGUGCGGUGACUUCUUCGGUGAUCAGCAAAAUAUGGAUAAUUCUGCGUACGUGCCAAAUCAUCUACCGCCACCGUCUCUGGUUGUGUUUUCACAGUCUGGGGGGCUACCGGAGGCUUUGAGAAUGCAAAGACCCUUCAAUCCACAAGUGACUGAUUCGAAGGACCUCCAAGUGCCGUUCAGUACCGCAGCUUCUCUUGGCUACGGCCUCCAUCAUAUGCUCCACUUACCGCCGCAAUUUUUGCACCCUUUGGAUCACCGUUUGCCGUUCGGUGGAUUCCGGCCUCUUGGGCCAUCAGCCUUUGCUCCACCGAGCAAGUGCCUGAAAGUGGAAACCGGAAACGGACCUGUAACAAGCUCCGGAUUGCCUAGUAUCGGUUCCCUUUCGAAUAUAUCGAACAUGUUUUCGCCGUCGUCUCUGUGCUCUGCUGGUGUUGGAGGAGGUGCGAGUACCGCGUCAGGACAAGAUAUCGCGCCGCAGAGUCCCGCUGGCUCUACGAGUCGAUCACCCACCGGACCCGGAACCGGAUCGGUUACUAAUCGCGGCACCACUCCCGAAGAAGAGGAUCGUGACACUAAUGCUACACCAGGCUCCGAAAAUACUGAACGCUCCACGCCUGAAGAAGGACGACCUUAUCGACUGGGGCCUGUGUUCGGGGGCCGAUGCGGCGCGGAGGCGCUCGGGCUGGGGUUAGGGUUGUCGCUGGGCCCAGCCUACAGAUUCGCUCUGCCCCCGGGACUCGCUGCCAAGACCACUCGCUGCCUUGUAUUCGACCAAGGUAAAAAGAAAUUUCAAUCGGAUCCAUCCUGCUGUCCAGCUUGUGGGGUCACCGUAAGGCCACAAGAAUUGGAGCAACAUUUUGCUCAGGAACUCGAUCGACUGUACAAGUUAUCCACUGCCACCUCUCGAGCGCGAACAUCAAGGUCGUGUUUGCCUCCUGGACAUCCACCGGACCACCCCCAUGGACCGAUGCUCCAUGCCCCGUCGGCUGUUGACGGAACGCCUCAUGGAAGGUGGGAAACGUACAAGAGGAUCAAAGCAAACAGACAGGCCAGAAUCCGUGUAAAGAAUCGAAAGAGAAAAGCAGAUGAACCAUCAUGCCCUGUUUGUAACGAGAGGUUAUCCGGUACACCAGAGGAAUUGAAUCAACAUGUCGAAAGGUGUUUGAGCAAACACAAUAAUGGCAAUCCUGUUGGGCAGAACAAUGUGGACGAUGAGGAUGUUGAUGUAGAAGGCGAUGCGGAAACAUUCGAAGAAUAUGAAUGGGCAGGACAGAGACGAGUAAGAGCCACUUCGAUGCUUGUUGGAGGAUUUUCUGCUGCAGGUCUAGCAACGUCGUCGAGUAAUCGUUCAUCGACCGGCGGAAAUGGUGGUUCAAAUCAACAAGAUGACGAAGAUGUUGACUUAGUGGUGGACGGCGAUGACGCAGCCGAGUUCGGGCCAGCGCAGUAUUCCGAGGCUGAUGUGAUUGCGCCUCGUAUGGAUGGUACGCCUAGGGAACAAAAAGAAAGAGACGCUCUACGAGAAGCCGUGAUUUCACCCAACGCGUCGAAUUCGAUACACACACCACAGACUCCCGAGCAAGUCAGUCAGGGAAUGGUCGAGGUGAAGCCUGAACCCGGAACGACGACACCUCUCGGUCAGAACGAGCAAGGUGAAGUAAUUCCAUCGUCGCCGAGAAGAGACGGUGACACACCGGUAAUCGAAGCUCUUAGAGGAAGAAUUCGAGAACUCGAAGCGGAAAUGCGCGGUCAAAUGUUCAAGUGUCUCAUCUGUAUGGAACAAUACAAGAAACCUGUAACUUCCAUUUGCUGCUGGCAUGUGCAUUGUGAACAGUGCUGGUUACAUACACUGGGUGCAAAAAAGCUCUGUCCGCAGUGCAACAUGAUAACAUCACCUUCAGAUUUGCGGCGUAUUUACAUGUGAAGAAAGUUUUGUGCCAAA